CCAGAAUUAAACAUAGCAAAAUUUCUUAGGAAAGCAAGUAACUUUUUCACUCCAAUGACAAAUGACAUGAAAAUAUACUGCACAAUCACUCUCAAAUACAAUAUUGUCCCCUGAACAAAAUCUAUAAUGAAAUGGGUUUCUUUAGUUUUAUCCAGUGUGUAUAGCUUCUUCAUGCUGUCAAGAGAGGCAAUCAAGUUUUGGGUUCUAUGGACAAAUCUUUGUUUACAAUAUUUGUCUUAUUAGCAUGAGCACUUCGUUCGCUGUCUGAUCGAGCCAGAAAAAUAUCAACUCUAAAUACUGGAAGGGCAUUAGGGCAAAAAAAAAAUUUUUUUAGCCAACUUGCUUCUCAUGCAAGCUGUAACUGUAAACUACUAGCUCAAAAGUCAUUUUCACAACCCCCCCUCCCCCCACCCCCAAAAUUACAUCUCUUAUAGUGCUUCUGUUAUUUGAGUUUUCUCACAAAUUUUUCAAAGAAAUCUUACUUGCCUGUUAGGCGAGUGAGGGACAGAAUGCAUUAGCACGACUGGAAAAUAGACUGGCCUCGGGCUAUUUGGACGUGACUUUCUUUGCACGCUGGGGCAUGCAUGACACGUUUGACUGUCCUAAGGAAUUUUAGCAAAAUAUAUUCAGGAUAAUGAUACUUAAGUAAUAAUUAUUUUAUGAUAUGGGUUUGAGAAACUUACAAUUUUUCAUUCAGUGUAUAGGAUCAUUAGCUGUGCUUUUGCCUCUCAAGACAUUUGCAGUUUUCUUUAAAGGCAGCAUCUUCAAUAUUACACCCAAAGAGCUAAACAUUUCACAAAUUACCAAGUUUUAGAAGCUCUAUACUGCUUGGAGUUCUUUUUCCAAUCAUGGAGGCUUCUCUCUACAAAGACAUAAGCUAAUGAGGCAAAAUGUAAGCAGUGGCAUAGGCAAAGAUCUCUUAUAUUUUCCUAAACAUUCUCAUCCGCAGAGGCAGUACUCCUUUCGGUCAGCACCAAGAAUCGCAGCCUCUGGGCCAGUCCAACACUGAAAGUCCACGAUUCAUGGACGUAACACCAAAUUUGGCAAAUCUGAUUGGCUGAGAAUAUGAAAUGAAUACUCUGCGCAUGCUCAGAAAAUUGGGUCAGGCCAGAGGUCCCGAUUCUUGGUGCUGACCAAAAGAAGCACGGCCUCUGGGGACGAGGAUGUUUCCAAAAUUGAAAUACAUGCUCUAAAUGUUGAAGCUACAAUUAACACCAUUGUCAUGAACUGUCAUGUUAACAGGAAACUUGCCGAUGUGACAAGAAACAACAAGUUAGACAUUGCCGAAUUUGCUGUAGCCAUGCAUCUUAUUCAGAGUCGUCUAAAAGGCACUGAUAUUCCUCUCAAGCUGCCACAGACUCUGACUCCAACGCAUCUACCUCAUGUGAACAUUCCUGCAGUGACCGACGAGGAGAAAGCAGUGUAUGAGAAAGCUUUCAUGUGGAAAAAUAAUGAGAAGACAGGAUAUAUUGAUGCUGAAACAGCCUGUUCUAUUCUUACUGGGUCUGAACUUCCAGAGGAUGUUCUGGCAAGAAUUUGGAACUUAGCUGAUAUUGACCGCGAUGGAAAACUCUCUCUUGAAGAAUUUUUCAUAGCACUUCAUUUAGCAAGAUUUUCUAAGCAAGGUAACUCACUUGAAGGGAGCUUAAAUGCAAGGUCAAUUCUUAGCCAGCAGGUAAAUCAAUUUUCAUAUCCUUUCUUUUUUGCAAGUACCUUAAAACUGCUUGAAGGGCUGUCAGCAGACAAAGUGCAAUUUCUUCACAGCCAAGACACACAGCCGGUUAAAAAGCUCGAUGUUUCCUCUCCUGGCAGACUUGUCAUUCCGGACUUUAAUCAGCACAGUUUCACCAUAGAGGUCAAAGAACUGACCCCAGCUUCAACAAAAGUGGAGAAACGCAAAACUGAAGAGUGGAUAACACAGGUAGCUACUCAGGAAGAAGUCAGAUCACAACCGCCACUUCACGCUAACAGGCUGUCAGCAGACAAAGUGCAAUUUCUUCACAGCCAAGACACACAGCCGGUUAAAAAGCUCGAUCUUCACAGCCAAGACACACAGCCGGUUAAAAAGCUCGAUGGUUUUACUCCAGGCAAUCUUGUCAUCUGUAAUUAUAAUGAACCUUAUUCUGAGGUAGUGGAUGUAGAACCUGUCUUAAAUGGGGGACGAAGGACCGCUGAUCUUUGGAAUAUUCAUUCUUUGUCAUACGAAGAACAGCGGAAUUCAACAAUGCCAGUAGGAAGCAAGAAAUUGUCAAGAGAUAGUGUUGAAUCGGUCGCUACACAUGAAGAGUCUUUGAACACUCGGAAUGGACGAGUGCCUGGGAAACUGGUGGUUCACGAUUUUAAUGAGAAGAAUUCUUUGGCUUGCGAAAAUAAUGUAACUGAAAGUAUACCGCUUCGUAAAGGCACGAGGGGGAAUGUCGAUGUAUGGAUAACCCAGUCUAAUAAAUAUGGAGAGGAAAGAUCAGAAUUGCGAAAUUCGAUAGGAAAGCUUUCAGGGGAUAAAGUGAAAUUUCUUCACACACGAGAUGUGCAGCCAGCUGUCACGAUAGAUAGUUCUUUGCAACAUGGCAAUCGAGUCACUCCCGAUAAUAGUCACCAUCACCAAAAUGUUUCUUUUGAAGUACUGAGAAUUGUUUCCUCUGGAAAGGAACAGAAACCCAAGUCGACCACGACAAGAACACAAGUACUCCGAUUAGAAGAACCAGCUGCAAGAGAAAGUCGGUCUGCUGAUAGAGUAGAUUUCAGUCUCUCCCAAAGUGGACAGGGCGCUGAGAGGUACGAGAGUGUUUCACUUGGCAAGAUUGUCAUUCCAGAUUCGAAGCAGCACAGUUUUUCUGUGAAUAUACAACAAUAUUCUCCUGGUUUAGAGACAGAGAAACGGAAUUCCCAACAAUGGAUGACGCAAACUGGAACACACGGAGAACCACCAUCGAAACUGACCCAUGGGUCUAGUGGGAAGGUACAGGCUUAUUCCACAUACACAGAGGCAGCUACAGCACUGGAUGGCUCAACCCCUGGAGGAGUGGUAAUUGUCGAUGUUCAUCACAGUCAGGACAGAUCUUCCUCACAAGUACAAGAAGUGAUCCCUCCUUCAACAGUGAAGGAAAAUAAUACUGAACAGUGGACAACCCAGAUCAUAACACACGAAGGAUUCCAAUCGGAAGGGCCCGGAACAAUUCAGUUUCUUGACAAUCACAAAGGGCAUCCAAUCACCACAUCUGACAGUGUCUCGUCUGCUAAUGCAACCGUUGCUCCUGGCUUUCAGCACAGUUUUUCUAUACAAAGGCAAGAUGGAAAACACAUCGAUGAAGAGUUGAUCCAAAGACAGACCACGACAAGGUUGCGAGCGGACGAAGUACAGUUUGUAAACUCAGGGGAAGGGCAGCAGGUUAUAACGUUAGAUGGCUCUUCCGACGGUACUGUUGUCAUUCCUAUACAAAUAGAGCAUGUUUUGUCGCCUGCAAACGUCCAGAUACGUAAUAGUUAGGACCCUGAUAAGUCUCAACAUAUACAAAGACAACUAAGAAGACCACCAAGUUUGAUCGCAUUGCCAAGCCAAGAUGUUCAAUGCAGAACAGUGAAUAAUCAGUUACAACGUUACAUUUAUACGCUCGAGCAGCAAGAAGUUGUUUAGCACGGAUUUCACACGCUGCUUAUCAGAGAAAAAAUAUUAAGCUGUGAAUGAAGUAUUAAUUUACAAUUUUUUUUUAAAUCAAUUGAUCACUGGAACUGAAAUAGGAAAUAAUUCGAAUUUUUGUGCAAGUUAGCAAGAAGAAGCAGAAAUACGUCAUGUAUGAAACUAAUAUUUAGGUAAAAAUUGGCGGCAACAGCACGUUUGUACAUUCCCAGAUCAGUAAGGAUCACAAAUGAAGCCUUCACUAUUGAUCUGAGUUCCAUAGCUUCUCCUAAAGCACUUUAAAGUUUUAGACAGUGCGUUACUUAUUAAGUUUAUCAAAAGCUUGAAUUCUGCCGCGGUUUUGAAUGUUCUAAUGUUUUGGCAUCAGAGUUAGAAUCUCUAAUCCCAGUGUAGCUAUUGCACUUUCAGUCUUAGAAGCCUAAAAUGGCAUUGUCAAGAUGUAAAUAGAAAUAUAGGUAUUUAAGAACUUAGAAGCGUUUUAGCUUCAAAGAUAAAAUCAUAGCAAAGACUGCUUUGGCAGACAAGAUGUCAGCAUAUCACAUUUUGUUGGCGAUCAAAAUUUUCUCUUAAUUAAAGCUAAAAAUAUUUCAAGAAAGUAACAGCAGUUCGAAAAACCGUUUGUCUUUUUUCCAGUCUAAAUACCUCUCUUUUAUAUCAAGUCUCCUUCAGAAGUUGUUUGAGCCGUAACACAACACUUCUCUAACUCAGCAUUGCGUGAGGCCAAAGACACUUGGGUCAGAUCAGAACAUUAAUUGCAAAUCUUACUUUGAUAAUUGAUAUAAUAGUAAAACAUUCGUGGACAAUC
Molecule: messenger RNA, 4442 nt
Organism: Orbicella faveolata
Lineage: Eukaryota; Metazoa; Cnidaria; Anthozoa; Scleractinia; Merulinidae
Biological process (GO): endosomal transport; clathrin-dependent synaptic vesicle endocytosis
Cellular component (GO): intracellular vesicle; cytoplasm; plasma membrane
Molecular function (GO): molecular adaptor activity; protein binding; calcium ion binding
Source: RefSeq, a predicted model, not a curated record